GCGGCCCGCGAACGUUGGGCGGGGAAACUUUCCUCUGCUUUCCUCCCAACUUGCUGCGGGUGGAUCUCCGCUUGACACACUGCCUCCGAGACAAUUUGAAAAUCAUAGAGGAGGAUUUUAAGGCUAGACCUGAUUUGCAAAGGUUGUCUGCAAUCUGAAGAGCGACAGGCUGAGGUGACGGAAUGUUGCACACUUCUGGAGAAAUAAAAAUGACUUCUCACUGUGUGAUUGCCAUGUGUGCUCUAAUGAGUUCCUGUUUGGCCACCGCAGCAGGUCCAGAGCCCGGCGCCCCGUGUGAACUGUCACCUGUCAACGCAUCCCAUCCGGUCCAGGCCUUGAUGGAGAGCUUCACCGUCCUGUCGGGCUGCGCCAGCAGAGGCACGACGGGGCUGCCGCAGGAGGUGCACGUCCUGAACCUCCGGACCGCCGACCAGGGGCCUGGCCAGCCACAGAGAGAGGUCACUCUGCACCUCAACCCCAUCUCCUCAGUCCACAUUCACCACAAGCCUGUUGUGUUCCUGCUCAACUCCCCAAAGCCUCUUAUCUGGCAUCUGAAGACAGAGCGGCUUGCAAUUGGCGUCUCCCGACUUUUUUUGGUGUCUGAGGGUUCUUUGGUCCAAUUUUCAUCAAGAAACUUCUCACUGUCAGCAGAAACAGAAGAAAGGAACUUCCCACAUGGAAAUGAACAUCUGUUAAAUUGGGCCCGAAAAGAGUUUGGAGCAGUCACUUCAUUCACCGAACUCAAGAUAGCACGGAACAUUUACAUUAAAGUGGGGGAAGAUCAAGUAUUUCCUCCCACAUGCAACAUAGGGAAGAAUUUUCUCUCACUCAAUUACCUUGCCGAGUACCUUCAGCCCAAAGCAGCGGAAGGGUGUGUGAUGUCCAGGCAACCCCAGGAUAAGGAAGUACAUAUCAUCGAGUUAAUCACCCCCAACUCUAACCCCUACAGUGCUUUCCAGGUGGAUAUAAUAAUUGACAUAAGACCUUCUCGAAAGGAUCCUGAGGUGGUCAAAAAUCUCAUCUUGAUCUUAAAGUGCAAAAAGUCUGUCAACUGGGUGAUCAAAUCUUUCGAUGUUAAGGGAAACCUGAAAGUUAUUGCUCCAAACAGUAUUGGCUUUGGAAAAGAGAGUGAGAGAUCCAUGACAAUGACUAAAUCAGUAAGAGAUGACAUUCCUUCAACCCAAGAGAAUCUGGUCAAGUGGGCUUUGGACAACGGCUAUAGUCCAGUGACAUCUUACACAGUGGCUCCUGUGGCGAACAGAUUUCACCUUCGGCUUGAAAAUAAUGAGGAGAUGAGAGAUGAGGAAGUCCAUACCAUCCCUCCCGAGCUACUGAUCCUGCGGGACUCUGGCACCCUGGACAACCUACCCACUCGGGAAAGAGGAGGCCUAAAUAGAGGUUUCCCCUUUCCUUUCCUGGAGGUCCCCAGGAAAGGCCAGAAAGAAGGGGGAGAAGAUGGGAUCUUCCCGCCAAAGGACCCUGUCAUCCCCAGCUUACGACUGUUUCCUGGUCCCAGGGAGCCUGAGGAGGUGCAAGGAAGCAUGGAUGUCGCCCUGUCAGUCAAGUGCGACAAUGAGAAGAUGACUGUCGCUGUAGAAAAAGAUUCUUUUCAGGCCAACAGCUACUCGGGGAUGGAGCUCACCCUGUUGGAUCCUAACUGCAAGGCCAAGAUGAAUGGCACCCACUUCAUUUUGGAGUCUCCCCUGAAUGCCUGCGGUACUCGGCACCGGCGGUCGGCCCCUGAUGGUGUGGUUUACUAUAACUCUAUUGUGAUACAGGUUCCAUCCCCUGGGGACAGCAGUGGGUGGCCAGAUGGCUAUGAAGAUUUGGAGUCAGGUGAUAAUGGAUUUCCAGGAGAUAUGGAUGAAGGAGAUAUUUCCUUCUUCAGCCGACCUGAAAUUUUGGUGUUUAACUGCAGCCUGCGGCAGGUGGGGAAUCCCAGUAGCUCCCAGGACACGCCCAACAGAAACAUCAGCUUCAACAUGGAGCUGUACAACACUGACCUCUUUCUGGUGCCCUCCCAGGGGGUCUUCUCUGUGGCAGAGAAGGAACACAUUUAUGUUGAGGUGUCUGUUACGAAGGCUGACCAGGAACUGGGAUUUGCCAUCCAAACGUGCUUUAUCUCUCCAUACUCGAACCCUGAUAGGAUGUCUGAUUACACCAUCAUUGAGAACAUCUGUCCUAAAGAUGAAUCUGUGAAAUUCUACAGUCCCAAGAGGAUGCUCUUCCCUAUCUCACAAGCUGAGGUGGAUAAGAAGCAAUUCAGCUUUAUUUUUAAGUCUGUCUUCAACACCUCAUUGCUCUUUCUGCAGUGUGAGCUCACUUUAUGUACCAAGAAGGAAAAGGACCCUCCAAAGUUACCUAAGUGCGUGCCUCCUGAUGAAGCCUGCACCUCGCUGGACGCCUCGACAAUCUGGGCCAUGAUGCAGAAUAAGAAGACAUUCACUAAGCCCCUUGCUGUCAUCCAUCACGAAGUGGAAUCUAAAGGUCCAAGCAUUAAGGAACCGAAUCCAAUUUCUCCACCAAUUUUCCAUGGUCUGGACACCAUAACCGUGAUGGGCAUCGCGUUCGCAGCAUUUGUGAUUGGAGCACUCCUAACGGGGGCCUUGUGGUACAUCUACUCUCACACAGGGGAGACUGCAGGAAGGCAGCAGGUCCCCACCUCCCCGCCGGCCUCAGAGAACAGCAGCGCAGCUCACAGCAUCGGCAGCACACAGAGCACGCCCUGCUCCAGCAGCAGCACGGCCUAGCCCAGCGGCCACUGCCAAGGGCAGGGCCUGACAGCACGUGUGUCCAGACUUCAGAAAGGCUUGAUUGUGGUUCCUUUGUAAAGAGAGAGUGAAUUGCAAUGGAAACAUCACCUGUUAUAUUCACCCCCCACCCAGGGCUAAUCUAAAUGUGACCCCUGGGCUUCCAUGUGAGAGAGCUAAGGCGGUGGCCUUCUCCACCAGCCCCUCACAGGUUUGGGGGUUUUCAAUGUGAAACACAUGCCAGUUUUUAAAAUGCUGCUUUGUCCAGGUAAGAACAUCUACAGUUUGGGCCCCUGAGUUUUCUCCAGACUCAAAGAGUUGGUAAAAGGAGGAUAGCCGGAUAGUAAGUAGAACAAGUGAAAUGUGGCCAAAGAUUCUUCUAUAACUGAACCAAGAGGUAAAACAAAAGAAAUGCUUCAAGACUUUCUAAGUGCAUUCCUCCUUGUCUUGUUUGCACCUCUAGACGCACACUUCUCACCUUGCUGCCACGCCCCGUCAUGGCCUUGCGUUCCCCACAGGCGCUGCCCUCAGGGACUGUGCCCUGACACACAUCACGGCAACAUUCCCUCCCGUGCCCUGGGCCAAAACCAGUGCUGGGCACAGUGACCAUUUCCCCUCUUCCUGCACCGGCGCACCGACGGCAGAAAUGUCUUAAUGCAAAUUUCUUAUUUCUGGAUAGGCAUGAAGAAAUUGAAAAUGGCCAAAAUCUGGGGCUGCAGAUGUGUGCCCAUUUAUCGCAUUGUGUUCUGAUAAAUUAAUGUAUAAAUUAGGGCACAAUUUAGUUGUCCAAUGAAGGAGGAAUUUGCUCAGUGAUAUAUAUGCCAGCAUGUAAUAUGUCAUCUGGCUCAUUGGUUUUCUCAGUUGAAGAAGAAGAAGAAAAUUAUUCCUUUUUUAAAAAUGUCCUAUGCCUUUAGAAUUGAAGCUAUUCUUAAACAUGGUUGGGAGAAUUAGUGUUUCCACUCAAAACAUGUCAACCUUUGUGAGACCGUUUUGUAAAAACCAAGCUUUUGCAAGAUGCAAAUGCACGGCAGAUCCUGUUAGGUUGCAGCUGGUUACACGAACAGGUUCCCCAAUUCUGCCAGGGAAGUGCUGAGAUAGGGAAAAGGGCACUUGUUUGGAUGGCUUUAGUUCUCUUGCCUGCAUACAUCCCAAACUCAAAAAGGAUUUAAGAUGGAAUAAUAUCAUGCCACUUUGCAGCUAAAAUAAGCUCAACUGAUACCUCUAUGUUAAAAAAGAAUGCCAGAGGAAAAUCUCCAUGCCAAGUCAUUUACUACUGAGGAUAGCUUUAUUGCAAAUAAAUACUAUUCUUUCUCUAGAUUCUCCCCAAAUGACUCAAGUUUUUACAAAUAAAACAAGCUAGAUUCUACCCCCAAAUAUUCAUAAGCAAACCUCACUGCCCUUAGAGUAAGGAAGUUGUGCCUGGUACAAUGUGAAUGCACCUUCAGUAGGAGAUGCUGACACUCAAGGCCUAAGGGCAGUGUCUACAAGGCAAACAAGCAGGUUACCCAAUGAUAGAGUAAUAAUAUUCUGAUUGAUUUGAUAGGUGUAGACAGUCAAUCAGGAUAAUUUCACUUGCCAACACAGGUGAGUUGAAGGCUAAGAUUUCCAGGUUUUCUAUGUUGAUAAUUUUGCAUAUUUCCACAUACAGAGGAAGAUCUGAGACUAGAGAAUAUUGUUCCUUUAGUUGGCUUUUUUUUAACAUAAGGGUAUCAGAGUGGAGGUCCUAGAUUAUGCUACCUGUGUUCGAAAAUAAUGCGCUUUGCCUAACCUUCAGCAGAAUGUAUUGUUUUAGCAUAUUCUAUGUAUAAAAAGGUUUAAAGAUGUCUUCAAAGAAGACUAGAGUCUUUAAGUCACUUAUAGCUAUAUUUUACUACAAACAUUUGUGUAUAAAGAUAUAUUUAAGUGUUUUAGAUUUAAAAAAAAAGUUACUCCAUAUGAAAUGUUUAAGUCCAUUUACUGUGAAUUCUUUUAAUCAGUUCUUUGCUUUCAAAAAAACCCUUUUUAUCCUGUUAAAAAUAAAACUAGCUACUAAGAGGUAUUAAAAGAUCCAGUUCUUAGAUAGACAGAUUUAAACAUUUUGUAAUAUAUUUAAAUGUAUAUUUUUUGAGAAAGAUGCUAAUUACCAAUGAUGUUAUAAGUAAUUUAAAAUUAAUUUACAAAUUUAUACAUACAAACCAAAAUAUUUUAAAAGAAAGAGAAGAAAAAAGACAACUUUUAUUUGUUUGGGUCUGAUUGCCAGAAGUUAUUCAGGCCAAGAAAUCCAUGCUGAUAAAACUCGAUCCCAUGUUAAUUGGAGAGUGAAUGUCACUAAGUAUUUCUGAAAUGUUUCUUGUAAAAUGAGCAUUAAAAAAAUAGUGUUUUCUCUCUGACUUCCUGUUAGAGCAUUUCCAAUUGCUUCAGACUUCACAGUUUUAAUACAGAAUACAAGUUCAACUUUAUAACACGUUCUGCAAGCUUCUGUAAAACUCUUGUUGUAUUCCAGUUAAACUCUCCUCCUCUCUGCUGUUUUUUGUAACUUCUGCAGUCUGCACCCUUAAUUUGCAGAGGCUGUCUUGUUUUGUUUGGUUUCAUGCUAAAAGCUCUUGUUGAAAUGCUCUAAACUCCAAGGCAGAUUGUCUCUGUAACAUCCUAGAGCUUUUCACCAUGUGGUGUUUAUCAGCUAUUACUCUGUAUUUUAAAAGUCAGAAAUUCCUUCUGUCUAAGCUGUUUCUAUAGCAUUUUUCUCAGCCACCACCACAACAAAAAGAUGGCCUUUUCCUUGCCUGUAAUAAGAUUGUAACCCCGUUUCCGGCGUGUGUUCUGUCGUGGGCCUGCUGGUGAGCCCGUGGUCUUUCUGUACUGUAACUACCUCAUGGUCUGAGUGCUGACUGUACUGCUGGUUGUGUUAACAGAGCACAUUAUGUUGGAUGAAUUGUGUGUGUGAUUUUUUUCUGUUUGUUUUAGCUGGGGGGUGUUCAUGAAACUGACAGAUGUUUUUCUGAAAAGGACUAUUAUCAGUUUUCAAAUACAAUACUUCUCUCUUCUGGUUUUUCCUGAAUGAGCCUGAUUUUGUUGCUGUUUUUCUUUUAUCAUCUAUGAGGGUAAAAAGAGUACCCUUAAAAUCCCUGUGGCCAGUUUGAACACCCCUAUUGUAUGUAGUCUUUUUCUCUGUUCAAUGUGUUGGCAAUUUUGUGAACAUGCUUAGAUGUAUAGUUUUGAUAACCACAGUUUUAAGUACUUUAUUUGCGCAUAAUAAAAAGAUAUAUAUCAAUUAUUAA
Messenger RNA from Artibeus jamaicensis (Jamaican fruit-eating bat), 6007 nucleotides. RefSeq names its product transforming growth factor beta receptor 3 (gene TGFBR3). The transcript is spliced from 17 exons. The record is from RefSeq and is a predicted model, not a curated record. Bases 183 to 2750 code for a protein of 855 amino acids. NCBI's taxonomy places the organism in Eukaryota, Metazoa, Chordata, Mammalia, Chiroptera, Phyllostomidae.